AUGAUGCACGGGAAUGGACACGGGCACGGGCACGGGCACGGCCGUGUCCACCCGGCGUCCUCCAGCUCCGACUUCUCCGGCGAGAUGAACCAGUCCGUGUCCGACCCCUCCUCCAGCCCGCUCUACAGCUUCCACUUCGAGAAACCCGUCCCGCAGCAUCCUCCCCCGCCGUCGCAGCCCGGCACGUACGUGGUGCAGGUGCCCAAGGACAAGGUCUUCCGCGUCCCGCCGCCCGAGAACGCGCGCCUCUUCGACCACUACACCCGCCGCGCCAAGCGCCGCCGCGGCCGCUCCUGCGUCCGCGUCUGCGCGUGCCUGCUCGCGGGGGCCGUCUCGCUCGCCGUCCUCGCCGCGGCCCUCGCCGGCGUCGCGUACCUCGUCCUCUGGCCGAAGCGGCCGGCGUACACGGUCCAGGCGCUCGCCGUGUCCGGCCUCGCCGGGCUCGGCAACGCCUCCUCCUCGUCCCCGGGCGUGUUCUCGCCGGGGUUCGACGCGACCGUGCGCGCCGACAACCCCAACGGCAGGAUCGGCGUGCGCUACGAGGGAGGCCGCGUCUCCGUGUCGUACGACGGCGUGCUCCUGGCCGACGGCGCGUGGCCGGCGUUCUACCAGGGCCCCGGAACGUGA
Molecule: messenger RNA, 627 nt
Organism: Miscanthus lutarioriparius
Lineage: Eukaryota; Viridiplantae; Streptophyta; Magnoliopsida; Poales; Poaceae
Source: the annotation of a GenBank genome assembly